GAGAAGCUGAAUGUUCAUCCAUUCCGUAACCAUGAUGUGAAGAUGCCAGUGUUGGACUGGGUUUCACAUCUAUUUUUGCGUUCAAUAUAUAUAAUAAAGAUAAAGACAAUUCUGUAUGUUUCAAAUAAACCAGAAAACAAUGCAAGUAUACAAGUCCACCAAAAUCUGAAAAACAGACCAAUGCGUUAAGUUGUGAGAAAUUUUGAUGCACAGGAUGGCUUCCAAGUUAAUGUGGUUGGUACUUGGAGUAGUCAGGGUGCUAUGGUGCCUAGCACCACAAACAGGCUAUAUACAUCCUGAUGAAUUUUUCCAGUCUCCAGAGGUUAUGGCAGGUGAUAUUUUGAAUCUCAAAACUUACCGUACUUGGGAAUUCAAUACCAGCUACCCCAGCAGAUCAAUUCUGUUCCCAUUGAUCACCACUGGAUUUUCAUUCACAACACUUAAAGCUUUACACAAUUCUGGCCUAUUUGACAAAAUCCUAAAUGGUUACAGUUUGUUGGUUUUCCCUAGAUGCUACCUAACAUGUGUGUCUUUUAUACUAGACUAUUCUGUAUACCAUUUAGCCUGUCUCUGGGGAGCAGAUCCAUGGGAUGCAUUGACACUACUGAGUGGGUCACAUGUGGUGUUAGUUUUCUACACCCGGACAUUUUCAAAUGUCAUAGAAGCAGUACUUUUUGCAUUACUGCUGCUGUUAGUAGCCAUGGACAUAAAGCAAGCAAGUGUGGCAACGCAUUCUAUGAGAAAGGAAAGCGGGAACAAAAAACAUUUUAUUGGGAUUGUUUUGGUCUCUGGUUUUUUUAACAGGCCCACAUUCAUUGGUUAUGCUCUAAUACCAAUGUUCCGAUGGCUUUUUUGUGAUCAGAAAGGCAUUAGUCAGUUUGAUUUAAGACGAAUUGUGAAGCGUUUCUUUGGUCUUCUAUCAUCUGUAAUUGCGACCAGUUUUCUUUUCAUUGUGACAGAUGCAUUGUAUUUUGGUUCAUUGUUAUCUGAAAGAGCUUGGUUUUUGAAAGAUGGGAAUAACAUUUACACACUAUUUGUCAACAUAAGCCAACAUCUCGUUUUAACCCCUGUUAAUCUAAUUUUAUAUAACUUGGACCAAAAAAGCCUUAUCGCACAUGGUAGCCACCCCUGGUUUACACAUCUGACUGUGAACAGUUUUCUACUGUUUGGCGGCCUCCACUUGGCUGCUGUGACAACUGGUGUCAAAACAAUGGUUAGCAAAUUUGCAUGUAAAGCCAGUGGCCAUACCUCUCACAAAGGCAAUUUGGAAAAUAAAUUGCCUGCAAAGCUUUCUAUGACUACUCAAAUUACUGAGUAUUUACUGUUGGUUUACUUUAUCCCUAUUGUUGUUCUAUCAAUGUUUAGUCAUCAAGAGCCACGCUAUAUUAGUCCACUCAUUGUGCCACUUGUCAUCCUUAGUGCUUCAAAAUAUAAGAUGUGGAGUUGGAAAGUUGUAAUAGUGGUAUUUAAUCUCUUGGGGUCAGUGUUUUUUGGCUGUCUGCACCAGGGUGGACUAAUUCCUUGUCUGUCUUAUUUAGAAAAAGUUCUUCACUCAGAAAAUCCUUUGCCUAGCCAGACUGAGCAUAAUUUUAUUUUUUACCAUACCUACAUGCCUCCUAGGUAUCUUCUUAACAUCAAAUCAGAUGAAAAGUUUGUUAGAAUCAUUGACCUAGGAGGGUCUGAUGUGUCUUUUCUUAAUAACACAAUGAAUGAGCUACUUGACAAUUCUGCUUCAAAACACUUUGGGAAGAAUGAGGAAAUAAAUAUCUACAUGAUUGCCCCUGGCACUGUUCAAGAUGAUAUCAAAAAUUGUGGUUUUCAAUGGAAAACUGUUGCAUCGUUCUUCCCUCAUUUAACUAUGGAAGACCCGCCUGAUAUUUCUUCUCUCCUUUCUGAAGAUGGAUUAACCCAACUGAGUCUUUACAUUUUCAAAGUGCACAUAAAGUUGAAGCAGCCAGAACAUUAAUAGGAUUCAGUUUGAUUUAGUUUUCUUCCUGCUGUCUAUUUUUGCAAUAUAUUUGUGGAUACUUUGGCUUAGGAUCUGUUUGUAAAGCAUUCAAGUCCUUUGUCUGGAACAGUAUUUGCAGCACCUGAAGCCUAAACAUAUUGGAAUGGAACUUUUUAAAAAAUGUUUCUGAUUUUAACAAAUCAUGAGAUUAAGAAACAGAGGCUCUAUCUGCAGAAUGAUUAUCAUGGAACCAAAAUCUUCAAAAACACAGUUAAAAUUACAAGUAUUCAAUGAUGAUCCUUUGUAGUGUAUUGUAAUGGUUUGUGUUUACAAAUUCACUUCUGAGAGUUAAAUGUUUUGAGGGUGUGAGGCAGAAAUGUAGGCAGAUCUCUUUCCACCAUAGACCACACUAGUAGUUUGUUAAUUUAUGAUAUUCGUGGAAAGCAGUAAAGAAACAUUAUCUUUUUCUGUGUUAUGUGGGCACAUAAAGGGUGGAGGAAUCCUAAAGAAAGGAAAAAAAUUCGAUAUUUAUGAGAACAAGUGAAUUGUUUUAUGUUUGGAGAAAUCAAAUGUUCCAUUACAAAGUCUCUUUGUAAUAGUAUACUGAGUGUAUCAGAAUUAUCAUAGUCCUUGUGAUCAAAUUACGACAGUUGUAUUAUAGGGAAAACUGAUAUAUCAGUUGCGCAUCUGUUCCCUCCAAUGUUAUGUGUUUUUAAACUAAAAUUUCUGAAUUAUCUGAAGAUAUGCACACAUCCAAGUAAGAUCAUUUUACAAUGUAAAGGAGAAAAGAUGAAUGUGAUCCAUUUCCCUUCUUGAUUAAUAACAUUAGAUAGCAUUAUGGAACACUUUGUUUGACCUAUAUGUGAUGAUGGAAGAUUUAUAUUUAUUUUAUAGUCCUUACGUUAGACUGAAGAGAAACAGUCAAAAUAAACAUUUGGUACAUUUUCAGGUCGGGUUAUGUUCUGACAUUAAGGAUCUGAACAGUGUACAAUUUGAGAGAGUUUUCAAAUGUGUAAGGUAGAUAAUGAUUGUCUAAAGAAUAAAAAUAAAUGGUGACACAAAA
Messenger RNA from Hemiscyllium ocellatum (epaulette shark), 3011 nucleotides. RefSeq names its product GPI mannosyltransferase 4-like. Gene Ontology annotation, biological process: GPI anchor biosynthetic process. Gene Ontology annotation, molecular function: alpha-1,2-mannosyltransferase activity. The transcript is spliced from 4 exons. Gene Ontology annotation, cellular component: endoplasmic reticulum membrane. Bases 206 to 1966 code for a protein of 586 amino acids. The record is from RefSeq and is a predicted model, not a curated record. NCBI's taxonomy places the organism in Eukaryota, Metazoa, Chordata, Chondrichthyes, Orectolobiformes, Hemiscylliidae.